AUGAACAAAAGGAAAGCUUCAGUGGAUAGAAAUAUCAAGCAGAAAGCAUCGUCCAGACGGCCAAGCGCAACCAGUUUGCACGCGAAGCCGAAUACCGCGCAACAAAAGGUUUUAAAAACCGAGAAAUUACCAUCUACGCACAAUCUCGUCGAUUCGAGUGAUCCUUUAAAACUGAUCAAUAAAGCCGUGGACGUUUCUAUGCCGAAGACAAGGUUUAGCUCUCAAGACAGGUGCAAAGAGUCUAGGUCGUGUUCCUCGCCGAGACUCAAGUAUUUCCCUGCGGAGAAAAUUAAAAAGUUGGAAAGUCCUCCGCCUUUUUCUCCCAAACCAAUAGGUGCUUUGAUCGCACAGCAAGACCCUCGAGAAUGUGGAAUCGUGUACGUGGCUGGACAACCUGAGCAAUGUCGCGACACUGGCCAAGGUGACGCUACAGCGGUCACACAGCAUGUUCAUCAACAUCGACAGCCACAGGGCGUGCAAAGUGUGAGUCAGCAACAGGUUGUGCCUCAGCAGGCGAUCCAUCAGAUCGGUCAGAUGAAUCCGCACUCGGAGAGUACGCUGCCUCAACAAGUUUCAAACGCUCAAUCCCAUCGUCCUUUCGUGCCCUACGGUUCGCGAGAGUAUUCUCCACGGAAGAAUAUCCACGCGAUUUCCUCCAAUCUGCCUGAAGUUACAGCGACGCCGCAAUCAGGCAUACAGCAGGUUUCAAACGUUUUAGUUAUGAAUCAAGGAAAAAUAAAAAAUGAGGAUCAGACGAAUGCUAAUGAACUCGAUUACGAGAAACAACCGGUAGGAGGCCGAAAUGCAAUGGUUUACAGACGAGCAGUGCUGAGCAAAGAACAGCCUAACUUGCUGAAUCCUAUGGAUCCUGUUACGUUAAACUUACCUAACGUUGAUCAGCUGAAUGUUCAUAAUCAGUGUCCUUUGCGUAGUCCCGUUUUACCGCACACGAAUCUUCAGAAUCCUCAGCAGAUUUAUCAGCAGCUGCAGCAGAACAUGGUACAGCAGCAACAGAUGCAACAGAGGGCUAACAACUAUCAAACGCAGAUGAUGGGGAAUCAACAGCAAGUCGGAGGCCAAAUAGCUCCUGCGAAUUAUAAUCCUCAACAGCUUGGAAACUAUUUUCCUGGUCAAGGAAUGACUUCCCCUCAAGAUGUAGCGACGAGUCAGUUAAAAAAUUCAAGAAUGAUUGGAUCAAGCCAACCGAAUCACAGGAAUUUGGAUUGCGCGAUGAAUGUACAAAAUGGAUGGAACAACAAUAAUCAGAUGGCUGAACAUUCCAGCAUUAAGGCUCAGUUGAAAUCCUACAACGUUGACGUGAUAAAUGGUAACCAAACACUCGGUAGACUACAGAAUCAACAACAGCAAUUGAUGCCUCAAUAUCAGCAACAGCCUGUGCAACUGCAACAUUCUGUAUAUCAGCAACAUCCUAUGCAACAGUAUCAGCAGUUGUAUAGAAAUCCUGUACAGGGAAACGCGAUUAUACAAAGACAACAAAGUUUGAUGGCUUAUAAUCAGCCAGGAACUAAUCAGCAGAUGAAUCCCAAUCAACAAAUGGUUCCUACUCAGCAGUUCAAACCCCAGCAAUCCCAAGACAAUCAUUCAAAAGAACAAACUGGAAGGAAGAAGCCUUUGAAGUUCACUGUCGCUAUGAUUCGCGAUCAGGAAAAAUUGUUGGCCACUAUGAAGCAGCAAGGAGUACCCUUGGAGAUCAUGCAAAGGCAGUUCGAGAUGUUACUGAACGAGCAACGAAGGCUGUUAGAGUACGUGGAGGUUUUACACCAACAGGGAGAAUUUUCGGAAGGAACGAAGCUCGUAGUGAAGAAUCGCAAAAGAAAACAGGAAGAGGAAAAGCCUGAAUGGAUGAUUCAUUUGACGCCUCCGAGGUUAUCUUACCUGCAAAUUGAGAAAAUACAGGAGCAACGAAGAAGGGAGAAAGAAGCUCGGGAAAUGGAGAUGAUGCAACAACAGCAACAACAACAGCAGCAACAACAACAGCAGAUGAUAGGCCAAAUAUCUGGUCAGCAGGUUCCUGUUCAGGUUCCUGUUCAGGGUGCGAAUCAGCAGUACCAUCAGCACUGGCAACAGCAACAGGCUAAUUGGCAGCAGCAACAGAGGGCUUUACACAAUUACACGAAUAACAUGCAUUCCCAACUUUACACUGUUCCAGUAUCUGGCAAUGUGAACGAUCCGAUGAAAUCCAUGAAUUAUCAACAAAAUAUGCCACAGUGUCAGUAUGUUCACCAACAAUCUCAUCAGCAGUACUAUAAUCAACCUCAAUUGCAACAAUACCAGCAGCUUUAUCAGCCCGUUCUUCAAGAAAAUCAAGAACAAGUCCAAUCUUCCAAUCAGUCUACGGAGCCGUGUAGUUUGUUAAAAAUGCGCCAAUAUAAAAACGACAUUCGGCCACAGAGGCGAAACAACGGAUUGCAGGAUCCGGUAGCGGCGAAGGAGCAGCUGGAGAAUGAAGGAUUGCCAAUGGAAACCAGAAGAGGACUAGAAUAUCUGGCUAAUUUGGCUCCUAAGAAGAUGAAUAUAAUAAAGCUAAACGGAUUGCAAGAUCGCACCGAGGCAGAAACAGAGUUUCAGCGUCGUUUGAUCACGUCUAUUUUACCGCCACCUGCUAACAAAGUGUCUGCAAAUGGCUUGGCGAACUCGAGGAAUCUGAACAACCCUCCAUCUCAACGAUUACUAAACCCGAGGAAGAUAGAACAGGAAUAUUUGAAAGAAUAUCCCAGACAGAAAUUAAAUAUUCCAAAUAAUUACUACAGCGUGCAAGCUGAAAGAGAAAAUGGCACCGUAGCCACGGAUCAGCAACAAUUGAUCGUCCAAAAACAGUUAUCAGAUCAGAAUUCGAUGAGUCUCGUUCCUUACGCCGAGAGAAAUCUAAUGGUAAAUCGUGGAAACGUGAUGCCGUUUAAGUUCGAUGGAAAUUAUCCUCAGCACUAUCAACAGAUGCAACAGUAUUAUCAAAACACGAAGAAUUUAGGGAGGAACAAUGGGGAAGGCGAUGUCGGAUCGAGCCAGAGGAUAGAACAGAAUAAGGGAAGCUUCCAUCAUGCUGGUGGUGAUGCUAGUGGAAAUAUAAAUGGUUCGAUGAAUGGACACAUGGCGGAGGAUAAGAUGCUACCUGAAAAGGUGUAUUACAGCCAACCGGAUAUUCACGAAUCCAGGACAUUCGGGGGUGUGAGAUAUUUGGCGAGAAAGCAGGACUACUUACCUAAUCAGCAGAUCGUGGUACCAGAAACUCUGAUUGCAAACAGACACGUGCAACCCCCGAUGAUGUACUAGUAAUACGAACUUUUUGAGAUUCUUUUAUUUUUGUUUUAUAGUCCCGUUUUGUUUGAUAUAUGCUUUGUGAAUUUUUAGAAAAGUCUUUAUUGUAUUUGUGAUUUUGUAUAUGCGACCUUUUUAAUUAUUUUAUGCUGAACUAGGUCCUUUGAAAGAAACAGAUCGUUGAUCUAAUAAAUUUCAAGGGACGUGGUUUAGAUUUUUAUGAUU
Messenger RNA from Bombus pascuorum, 3501 nucleotides. RefSeq lists its product as uncharacterized. Lineage: Eukaryota; Metazoa; Arthropoda; Insecta; Hymenoptera; Apidae. The transcript is spliced from 3 exons. Bases 1 to 3291 code for a protein of 1096 amino acids. The record is from RefSeq and is a predicted model, not a curated record.